Messenger RNA from Toxorhynchites rutilus septentrionalis, 1242 nucleotides. Its product is annotated as glycolipid transfer protein B. Gene Ontology annotation, molecular function: ceramide 1-phosphate binding; ceramide 1-phosphate transfer activity. NCBI's taxonomy places the organism in Eukaryota, Metazoa, Arthropoda, Insecta, Diptera, Culicidae. Gene Ontology annotation, cellular component: membrane; cytosol; cytoplasm. The record is from RefSeq and is a predicted model, not a curated record. Gene Ontology annotation, biological process: intermembrane lipid transfer; ceramide transport. The coding region runs from base 389 to 1006 and encodes 205 amino acids. The transcript has 4 exons.
GAGGCUGGAAGAGGGGUCUUUGUGGUGCACGAUUAAAGUUUGAAGCUUCAUGUCCAAGUCUCGGUUGAUAAACAAUAAUGAGGCAAAUAACCUUGAGAAAGUGAAGUUCUACUGUGCAAUGUACUGCCGUUAUGAAGGAAGAAGACUCAUUUCUUUUUAGUGCAUAAUUUUGAACAUUCCCCAUUGGAAAAAAGAAUGCACCUCUGUGAUACCGGGGCAUCGAUGAAUGAGGUUUGUUAGGCAUUGAUAAGCAUGCUGAUAACGAUAGCGGAUGGUCCAGAGACAAAUGAGCAAUGAAUCAUAUUGUUCAGUCUAUUAACCGCUUGACUGAGAAUACAGUUAGUUCAGAAAAGCGAAACAUUUUUUGCUCGAAUAGUAAAUAGUAUCCAUGGCUAGUAGGCCAUCGAUAGAUUUUAGCAAGCUACAAUGCUUUCCCGAAAUCGAAAGCAGUAACAAAAAAAUCAUCACUAAAUCUUUUCUAGAAUCUGCAAGUCAAGUGAUAGACAGUAUAGAAACAUUUGGAAUGAUUUUCAAACCAAUAGUAAAAGAUAUGCGUGGCAAUGUGAAGAGGCUGGAGGGUAAAUACCGAAUAAACGAGCAAGCAUUUUACUAUCUUGAGGACAUGAUUUUGUAUGACGAGGAUGGUAAUCGAAACUCGUUUGAUUCGUUUACUGAAGGAUUACUGUGGCUUAAGCGAGCGUUAGAAAUGAUUGAAAUGUUCUUCAGGAACGUAUUGGAUGAUACAUCCUGCAGCGACAGUUUGAAACAGCACCUAAGAAAAGCAUACGAUAACACACUCUUGCCUUAUCACGGAUUUUUAGCCCAAAAAGGAUUUCAGAUUCUUCAUCAUUAUGUUCCCAGUAGGACUGCACUUCUCGGCUCAAAGGAACCAUUUUUGGAUAAUGUAAAUGCAUUAAAAGUAUUUUUAAUAUCCUUCAAAGCUAAUAUUGACCAUUUGAAUACAUUUUUCGAGUCUAAUAAUUUUAACAGAACCUACAAGGUGUGAUUUUAAAUCAUGUGCAAUCAUGUUGCGGGUUGCACUUUAUCGGAUUAACAUUUUGAUAAUUUAAACAAUUUGUCGCCACCGGUCAUUUUAAGAAGGUUAAUGGAAGGCAGCUUUAAUAAAAUAAGUAUCAACAUAGCCAUAAGUCAUAUGUAACAACACAGAGGCCGUACUUACGAAAUGAGAUACAUGAGAAAUCACAGAAGUGAAACAAAGUUAAUAAAGAUAAACAAAAUAAA